AUGCAAAUAUACACUGACAACCACCCACAUAUCUACAGUCGGCACAUGUUGUAUCGAUCACGACUGCCCAUUAAUUUUCACGCAUGCAUCUGCCGUGGCGUCAGGCUCCCUUGCUCGUCCUCAGCUUGUGUCUUUGAGGAAUUGGUCAAUUCUGCUUUCUCUCUCUCUCUCUCUCUCUCUCUCUCUCUCUCUCUCUCUCUCUCUCUCUUCCUAUCUAUCUAUCUAUCUAUCUAUCUAUCACAUUGUUUUCAUAUAUCUCUGUCUGUCUGUCUAUCAAUUUAUCGAUCUAUCUCGGUCUGUUCAUAUCUAUCUAUCUAUCUAUCUAUCUAUCUAUCUAUCUAUCUAUCUAUCUAUCUAUCUAUCUAUCUCCGUCUGUUCAUUAUCUAUCUAUCUAUCUAUCUAUCUAUCUAUCUAUCUAUCUAUCUAUCUAUCUCCGUCUGUUCAUUAUCUAUCUAUCUAUCUAUCUAUCUAUCUAUCUAUCUAUCUAUCUAUCUAUCUAUCUAUCUCAGUCUGUUCAUAUCUAUCUAUCUAUCUAUCUAUCUAUCUAUCUAUCUAUCUAUCUAUCUAUCUCAGUCUGUUCAUAUCUAUCUAUCUAUCUAUCUAUCACAUUCUUUUGAUUAUCUAUCUAUCUAUCUAUCUAUCUAUCUAUCUAUCUAUCUAUCUAUCUAUCUAUCUCAGUCUGUUCAUAUCUAUCUAUCUAUCUAUCUAUCUAUCUAUCUAUCUAUCACAUUCUUUUCAUUAUCUAUCUAUCUAUCUAUCUAUCUAUCUAUCUAUCUCUCUCAAGCACUCUAUCUCCCUCUCUCUCUCUCUCUCUCUCUCUGCGAAAUGUCUAGUCAUAUCUCUGUAUAUCUGAUAUCUCUUUUCGCAUCUAUCUCAAUAUUUUCUCUCUCUCUCUAUCUCCCCGGCACUCUCUCUCUCUCUCUCUCUACCUAUCUCUAUCCAUUUUUCCGUGUCCAUUUCUAUCUCUCUAUCUGCCCCUCUAAACGUAAUCUAUCUAUCUAUCUAUCUAUCUAUCUAUCUAUCUAUCUAUCUAUCUAUCUAUCUAUCUGUUUAAUUCACACGCCGUUCAUCAUGCUCUUCCCCCUCUCCUGCUUCAAGGUGCGUCUUGUGUGGAACUUGGUUGGCUUCAUAGGGAGGCUCGCGCACGUCACAGCGUGUUCCAGACUUUUACCGGCUUCUUCUUGCAAAUUCUUCGAUUCUGCAUGUCUUACGAUAUAG
Acanthosepion pharaonis is the source of this 1218-nucleotide messenger RNA. The record is from the annotation of a GenBank genome assembly. NCBI's taxonomy places the organism in Eukaryota, Metazoa, Mollusca, Cephalopoda, Sepiida, Sepiidae.